Molecule: messenger RNA, 7506 nt
Organism: Dipodomys spectabilis (banner-tailed kangaroo rat)
Lineage: Eukaryota; Metazoa; Chordata; Mammalia; Rodentia; Heteromyidae
Gene: Mgam2
Product: maltase-glucoamylase 2 (putative)
Exons: 47
Coding region: 1-7506 (2501 amino acids)
Biological process (GO): carbohydrate metabolic process
Molecular function (GO): alpha-1,4-glucosidase activity; carbohydrate binding
Source: RefSeq, a predicted model, not a curated record
AUGGCGGGGAAGCUCAGUGCAUUGGAAAUACUUCUGAUUGUCUACAUCCUAGUUGUACUCGUCCUGGAUGUCCUCUUGCUGCUUCUUGUGUUGGAGAAACCUUCAGACACUUCAUUUAUUCCGGAGUGCCCAGAGAUCCCUGUGUCAGAAAGGAUUGAUUGCGCACCAGGCAAGAUGGUGACAGAGGAGAUUUGCAGCUGGCAACAUAAAUGCUGCUGGAAGCAUGAGGCAGAUCCCAACAUCCCAAGUUGCUUCUUCCCCAGGAACUGGGGCUACGAAGUCCAAGAUGGCCCUACAAAUAGAAGUACAGACUUCACUGCCCGGUUGAGAAGGUCUCCAUCCCCAUCUCUAUUUGGAGAUGAUAUCGCUAAUGCCCUCUUCACAGCUGAGAGCCAGACGUCCAAUCGUUUUCAUUUCAAGAUAACUGACUUCAAUGAGCUACGCUAUGAAGUCCCUCCCGAGGUCAUCAAUCCCGUUAACAGGACUGCUGAUAAAUCUACCUUGAGCUACGACAUUGAGGUCACUUAUAAGCCCUUUAGCUUCAGAAUAAUUCGGAAAAGCAACAAGAAAGUAUUGUUGGACACCGGCAUUGGGCCCCUCCUGUUCGCCCAGCAGUACCUGCAGCUGUCUUUCCGACUGCCUAGCACUAAUGUGUACGGGCUGGGGGAACACGUCCAUCAGUGGUACCGCCAUGACCUGAGCUGGAAGACCUGGCCCAUCUUCACCCGGGACACCACCCCUACAGCGGGCAUGAUCAAUCUGUACGGAGCACAUACAUUUUUCUUGUGCCUGGAAGACACCAGUGGGUCCUCUUUUGGAGUUUUUCUGAUGAACAGCAAUGCCAUGGAGAUUGCCCUGCAGCCUGCUCCUGCAAUCACUUACCGCACAAUUGGGGGCGUAUUGGACUUUUAUGUGUUCCUGGGAGACACCCCAGAGCAAGUGGUCCAGGAGUACCUGGAGCUUGUUGGACGGCCAUUCCUGCCUGCCUACUGGAGUCUUGGGUUCCAGCUUAGUCGCAGAGAUUAUGGUGGUAUUCAUGGAUUGAGAGAGGUUGUAAACCGAAAUCGUAAAGCUGGGAUCCCAUAUGAUGUGCAGUACUCAGACAUAGACCUCAUGGAAGGAAAAAAGGAUUUCACUAUUGACCAUCAAACUUACUCCAACAUCUCAGAUUUUGUCACAGACUUGCAUGACCAUGGGCAGAAAUAUAUAAUUAUCACGAAUCCUGGCAUCUCCAAAUCCUCUGACUAUGAGGCCUAUACCAAGGGAAGCACAAAGAGAAUAUGGAUCGUAGGGAACAGCGGCUUUGCUGUUGGGGAGGGAUAUCCUGGAGAGUCAGUCUUUCCUGAUUUCAGCAAUCCAGCUUCUACUGAGUGGUGGGAAGAUCAGUUCAAAGAUUUUCAUGACCAGCUGGACUUUGAUGGUGUGUGGAUUGAAAUGGAUGAAGUAUCUACCUUGGCCCAAGGCUCUGAUCACAAGUGUGAAGCAAACAACUUAAACUUUCCUCCUUUUACUCCCAGCAUUCUGAACCAUUCACUGUCUGCAAGAACCCUGUGCAUGGACACAGAGUUUUACUGGGGCCUUCACUACGACAUCCACAGCUUGUACGGCUACACCAUGGCAAAAGCCACAGACUCUGCCAUGGGAAAGAUCUUCUCUAAUAAAAGGAGCUUCAUCUUAUCGCGAUCUACUUUUGCUGGCUCUGGCAAGUUUGCUGCUCACUGGCUGGGGGAUAAUGAGGCCACGUGGGAUGACCUCCGAUGGUCCAUUCCCAGCAUCCUGGAGUUCAACCUGUUUGGCAUCCCGAUGGUGGGGGCCAACAUCUGUGGUUAUACAAACAAUGUGACUGAAGCACUUUGCAGAAGGUGGAUGCAGCUUGGAGCAUUUUAUCCACUAUCAAGGAACCACAAUGGACCAGAGUACAGGGACCAGGACCCCGCGGCCUUUGGUUUGGACUCACUGUUGUUGGACUCCUCCAGACAUUAUCUGAACAUUCGCUAUUCCCUGCUGCCCUACCUCUACACCCUCUUCUAUCGCGCUCACACUCGGGGGGACACAGUAGCGAGGCCCCUGGUACAUGAGUUCUACCAGGACCCAGCCACGUGGGACAUACACGAGCAGUUCUUAUGGGGUUCUGGGCUCCUCAUCACCCCCAUUCUGUAUGAAGGCGUUGACCAAGUGAAAGCAUACAUCCCAGAUGCAAUCUGGUAUAAUUAUGAGACAGGAGAGGCCAUCCAAUGGAGGAAGCAAUUUGUAGAUAUGCUAUUUCCUGAUGAUAGGAUAGGACUUCACCUACGAGGGGGAUGCAUAUUUCCUACCCAGGAGCCAAACACAACCACGGAGACCAGCCGGAAGAAUUCCCUGGGACUCAUUGUUGCUUUGGAUUAUAAGAGAGAAGCAAAGGGAGAGCUGUACUGGGAUGAUGGCAUGUCUAAAGAUGCUGUAACUGGAAAGAAUUAUGUCCUGUACGAUUUCUCCGUGGCGUCUAACCGUCUGCAGGCAAAGAUUAUAAAUAACAAUUACACGGACCCUGACAACCUGAUGUUUACCAAUAUCAGAAUCUUGGGCAUGGACAAGGAGCCAACUGAUUUUAUUGUUGUAGUUAAUGAUGCCUCCACAUCUAUUUCAAGCAUUGCGUAUAGCCCUUCAACAAAGGUGCUGACCAUCACGGAUCUCAAGGGACUGGCACUCGGGCGAGAAUUCUCUAUUGAGUGGAAGCUUCUAGUCAGUGACCUGGAGAAGUUCAACUGCUACCCUGAGGAUCCUGCCGUGUCAGAGGCGAGCUGCCGGCAGCGGGGAUGCCUUUGGGAGUACACAGCAGCUCCAGGUGUGCCCAGCUGCUACUAUGACACCAUUGCUGCCUAUGCUGCCAGCAACAUUCAGUACCAGUCCACAGGCAUCACCACUGAUCUCACCCUCUUGGAGGCCCCAGAAUCUGCAAGAACAGCAGUUCCUCCUUCAAAGCCAGCAGCGGCUGCCACUCGCAUCUCUGAGUCUCUUUCUGCAAAGAUCAGCAGCCUUAAACUGAACGUGAUCUAUCAUACAGAAACCAUGCUUCAGGUCAAGAUCUAUGAUCCCACUACUAAAAGGUAUGAGGUACCUGUACCUCUGAACACCCCUCCUUCACCAGCUGGCUCCCCUGAAAACUGUCUGUAUGAUGUCAGGGUUCAGACCAAUCCUUUUGGAAUCCAGAUCCGACGCAAAAACUCUAGCACUGUGAUUUGGGACUCUCAGCUUCCUGGAUUCACCUUUGAUGACAUGUUCCUUUCCAUCUCCACUCGCCUCCCUUCUCAGUACAUCUAUGGUUUUGGGGAAACUGAGCACACGGCUUUCAGAAGAAAUAUGAGCUGGCACACGUGGGGGAUGUUUGCUCGUGAUGAACCACCAGCGUACAAGAAGAAUUCCUAUGGCGUCCACCCCUACUACAUGGCGUUGGAGGAGGACGGCAGUGCUCACGGAGUGCUCCUGCUCAACAGCAACGCCAUGGAUGUGACACUCCAACCCACUCCUGCCCUGACAUACCGCACCACAGGAGGAAUUUUGGACUUUUACGUAGUUUUGGGACCAACCCCCGAACUUGUAACUCAACAAUACACUGAGUUGAUUGGUCGGCCAGCCAUGAUUCCAUACUGGGCCUUGGGAUUUCAGCUGAGUCGCUAUGGAUACCAGAAUGACACUGAAAUCUCCAGUUUGUAUGAUGAAAUGAUGGCAGCCCAUAUUCCCUAUGAUGUCCAGCAUGUUGAUAUCGACUACAUGGACCGGAAGCUGGACUUCACUCUCAGCCCCAGCUUUCAAAACCUCAGUGUCCUGAUGGAGAACAUGAAGAAAAGCGGCAUGAGAUUUAUUCUCCUUCUGGAUCCAGCCAUUUCUGGCAAUGAGACCCAGUAUCCAACAUUCACCAGAGGACAGGAAAGCAACGUAUUCAUCAAAUGGCCUGACACCAGCAGCAUUGUGUGGGGAAAGACUUGGCCAGAGCUGCCAGAUGUGAAGGUGGAUGGAUCUCUUGACCAAGAGACUCAGGUUAAGCUGUACAGGGCGCACGUUGCUUUUCCCGACUUCUUGCGUCCCAGCACAGCUUCCUGGUGGAAAAAAGAGAUAGAAGAGCUCUAUGCGAACCCUCGGGAGCCAGGGAAGAGCCUGAAGUUUGAUGGGCUGUGGCUUGAUAUGAAUGAACCAUCAAACUUUGUGGAUGGAUCUGUUGGGGGCUGCCGCAGUGAAAUUCUCAACAACCCACCUUAUAUGCCAAACUUGGAAUCUCGGGACAGAGGCCUGAGCAGCAAGACCCUGUGCAUGGAGAGCGAGCAGAUCCUCCCAGACGGCUCGCGGGUGCGGCACUACGACACACACAGCCUGUAUGGCUGGUCCCAGACCAGACCCACCUACGAGGCCAUGCAGGACGUGACAGGGCAGCGAGGCCUCGUCAUCGCCCGCUCCACAUUCCCUUCUUCUGGACGCUGGGCAGGACACUGGCUGGGAGACAACACCGCUGCCUGGGACCAGCUGAAGAAAUCUAUCAUUGGCAUGAUGGAGUUCAGUCUCUUUGGAAUACCUUAUACAGGGGCAGACAUCUGUGGGUUCUUCGGAGAUGCGGAGUAUGAGAUGUGUGCUCGCUGGAUGCAGCUGGGGGCCUUUUACCCCUUCUCCAGGAACCACAACACCAUCGGGACCAGGAGACAAGACCCUGUGGCCUGGGAUUCAACCUUUGAGUUAUACGCAAGGGAAGUCCUGAAGACUAGAUACACUCUGCUGCCUUAUCUCUACACGCUGAUGCAUAAAGCACACGUGAAUGGCAAUACUGUCAUCCGACCUCUUCUCCAUGAGUUUACAGAUGACAACACAACAUGGGAUAUAGACCAGCAGUUCAUGUUGGGCCCCUCCAUCUUGAUCAGCCCCGUGCUGGAAAAUAACACUUUUGAGAUCACUGCUUAUUUCCCCAGAGCCCGGUGGUAUGACUAUAGCACGGGAUUUGGCUAUGAAUCUACAGGUGUGUGGAGAAAGCUACAGGCUCCCUUAGACCACAUCAACCUUCAUGUGAGAGGAGGCCACAUCCUGCCUUGGCAAGAGCCUGCAAUGAACACUCACUUCAGUCGACAAAAUUGUAUGGGCUUGACCGUGGCUUUGGAUGAGAACGGGAAGGCUGAAGGCCAGAUGUUCUGGGAUGAUGGACAAAGCAUUGAUACCUAUGAAAAGGGAAACUAUUUCUCAGCCAACUUUAUAGCAGCUCAGGACAUUUUACGAAUCUAUGUUAUUCACAACGAGUAUCUGAGUAACUCGAAUCCACUGAAAGUUGGCUAUAUUAAGAUCUGGGGAGUGAACGCCACUUAUGUGACACAAGUGAAUGUCACCACUGACAGCCAGCAAUUCACGGAGGCCUAUUUCAUCCAUGACCCUUAUAAUCAGACACUAACUAUUCAACUGACUGACAAGAACAUCAGCCUGGAGAAGCUAACUGAGGUCACUUGGGUUCGUGGUGACCCUCCAGUUCCCACGACCACAAUAGCCACCCCCCUUUCCACACAUUCUUUCCCACCUACAUCAGUGAACGAGUCCACCAGCACCCAGGCCACCACCACCUCUGCGACCACAGGCAUUACCACAAGCAAUGGAACCACUCCCAUCUCAACCACUGUUCCCAGGAGUACAACUGACACCACAACUGGAAUCACUGUUGCUGUCACACCCACGCUUAGGGCCACAAGUACCACUGACGGUUCAACCCACACAACUGUUCCUGACACAAUCACCCCUCUCUCUACAAGUACCAUUGUGUUUAUCACAACCCCACAAAGCACAGCCAGUACCACUGUUAGUACUAGUCUUGGUACAAGCAUGCCAGUCUCUGCAAGUACUACUGCCAACGCCAUUGUCACAGCUCCUAACACAACCCCAGCUUAUACAACAAACACUACUGAGGGCACAGUAAUCAGUACUGUUCCAGGUACAACUACUCCUUUUAUAAAUGCUACUACCAGUACUAUUCUCGGUACAAGUAUUCCUAUCUCUGCAAGCACUACUGCCAACACUGGUAUCACAGCUCCUAUCACAACCCCAGCUAACACAACAAAUACUACUGAGGUCACAGUGAACAGUACUGUGUCAGGUACAACUACCCCAUUUGUAAAUGCAACUGCCAGUACUAGUCCUGGUACAAGCACUCCUAUCUCCACAAGUACUACCACCAACACUGAUGUCACAGCUCCUAUCACAACCCCAGCUCACACAACAAAUACUACUGAGGUCACAGUGAACAGUACUGUGUCAGGUACAACUACCCCAUUUGUAAAUGUAACUGCCAGUACUAGUCCUGGUACAAGCACUCCUAUCUCCACAAGUACUACCAACAACACUGAUGUCACAGCUCCUAUCACAAUGCCAGCUCACACAACAAAUACUACUGAGUUCACAGUGAACAGUACUGUGUCAGGUACAACUACCCCUUCUUCUAUAACUGCAACUGCUAGUACUAGUCCUGGUAUAAGUACUCCUAUCUCCACAAGUACUACCACCAACACUGAUAUCACAGCUCCUAUCACAACCCCAGCUAACACAACAAAUACUACUGAGGUCACAGUGAACAGUACUGUGUCAGGUACAACUACCCUAUUUGUAAAUGCAACUUCCAGUACUAGUCCUGGUACAAGCACUCCUAUCUCUACAAGCACUACCAACAACACUGAUGUCACAGCUCCUAUCACAAUGCCAGCUCACACAACAAAUACUACUGAGGUCACAGUGAACAGUACUGUGUCAGGUACAACUACCCCAUUUGUAAAUGCAACUGCCAGUACUAGUCCUGGUACAAACACUCCUAUGUCCACAAGUACUACCAUCAACACUGAUGUCACAGCUCCUAUCACAACCCCAACUCACACAACAAAUACUACUGAGGUCACAGUGAACAGUACUGUGUCAGAUACAAAUACCCCAUUUGUAAAUGCAACUGCCAGUACUAGUCCUGGUACAAGCACUCCUAUCUCCACAAGUACUACCACCAACACUGAUAUCACAGCUCCUAUCACAAUGCCAGCUCACACAACAAAUACUACUGAGUUCACAGUGAAUAGUACUGUGUCAGGUACAACUACCCCUUUUGUAAAUGCAACUGCCAGUACUAGUCUAGGUACAAGUACUCCUAUCUCUGCAAACACCACUGUUAAUGUUGGUGUCACAGCUCCUGACACAGCCCCAGCUUACACAACAAACACUACAGAGGUUCUAGUGAACGAUACUGUUCCAGGCACAACUACCUCUUCUAUAAAUACUACCACCAGUACUAUUGUAAUCAUUCCUCCCAUAACCCCAUCCUAUACAACACGUACUACUGAUGUUACACCUAGUAGUACUCUUCUUGGUAUAGCUACUCCUUUCUCUACAGGCACUACUGCCAACAGUAAUGAUACCAUUCUUAUCACAACCCCAUCUUACACAACAAAUACCACUAAGGUCACAACAAACAGUACUCUUCCAGAUGCAGACGCUUCCUCCCCAACCAGCCACAAAAAUGAAUGA